Molecule: messenger RNA, 1895 nt
Organism: Talaromyces stipitatus ATCC 10500
Lineage: Eukaryota; Fungi; Ascomycota; Eurotiomycetes; Eurotiales; Trichocomaceae
Product: lysophospholipase, putative
Exons: 4
Coding region: 192-1895 (567 amino acids)
Molecular function (GO): protein binding; asparaginase activity
Source: RefSeq, a predicted model, not a curated record
AGACAACAUUUUUUUAUACAGAACAACUCUUCUUGAAUCGAAUAUAUUGAUGGAACUUCAGGACGCUAUAUACAUACUUGAACUUAUACCGAAUGGCGAUUGAGCAGACACCGAUUUAGCGAUAACCAAUCCCGGAAGAAGUGCCAUAUUGCCUAUAUACGACCGACUACUGAACAUAUCAAGACAUCCAGAUGUCGCAAACGGCCAAAAUGGACACCCAUCAUAUCUCUAGCUCCAUCCCCGAAUCCCAGGUCCUCAUCAUUAUGACCGGGGGCACAAUUUGCAUGCAACGCUCCCCCUCCGGCUUCAUACCAGCGCGCGACUUUCAACAGACCUGUCUGGCCAAAAUGCCCAUCUUCAACGACGGCUCACGGCCAUCAGUCAGUAUGGACGUCGUUGUGAAUGCCGCUGGCGAGAAAAGGAAAUAUGCGAGUUUGCGGACACCGCCUAGCUUGUAUGACCGUCAAGUGCGGUAUACGGUCUUUGAGUUUGAGGAGUUACUAGAUAGUAGUUCGAUUGACUCCAAGGGGUGGGCGGAGAUUGCGCAGACGAUUUAUAAUAAUUAUACUCUGUUUGAUGCUUUUGUUGUUUUGCAUGGAACGGAUUCCCUGGCUUAUACAUGCUCAGCGCUCAGCUUCAUGCUCCAAAAUCUCGGCAAGCCAGUCAUUCUAACAGGUUCCCAAGCACCCAUGCUGGAAUUACAAAACGACGCCUCGGACAAUCUUCUGGGAAGUCUGGUUGUUGCAGGCCACUUUAUGAUUCCUGAAGUAUGUCUAUAUUUCAACUACAAACUCUUCCGAGGUAAUCGAACCACCAAAGUCGCCGCGAGCGAUUUUGCAGCAUUUGAUUCCCCCAAUGCGCCGCCGCUGGCUGUCACGACCUCGAUGAGAACACAGGUUAAUUGGGACCUUGUGCAUCGCCCGACGAGUAUUGAGAAUUUCAGUAUUCGGACGAAUCUGGAUACGACUAAUGUUGCAUGUUUGAGGAUAUUCCCUGGUAUCAAACCAGAAAUGGUGGAUGCGGUUUUGCAGUUAAAGGGACUACGUGGUCUUAUUUUGGAGACGUUUGGUGCAGGCAAUGCGCCUGGCGGAAGGGAUAACGCUAUGACCAACGUGUUGGCGAGUGCUAUUCAGCGGGGGAUUGUCAUUAUCAAUAUCACUCAAUGUCUCACUGGCCACGUGAGUCCCGUAUAUGCGCCCGGAAUGACCCUUUUUAGGGCUGGUGUCGUAGCCGGACAGGACAUGACGACAGAAGCAGCAUUGACGAAACUCGCGUACCUCUUAGCACUACCAGACUCAACUCCGGAAUCAAUUGCGCGAGACAUGGCCAUUCCGUUACGUGGAGAACUCACCUCUCACUCCCAGACUGUAUUCCGCCAUCCCGAGGGAGGCCUGUCGGAGCGAACCACGACACUUACUGCAUUGGGAUAUGCGAUUGCCAAAGGCGAUCUUGAAAAGGUCAAAGACUUAUUGAGAGGUGCCAACAAUUGGGUAGUCAACGACAGUGAUUAUUCAGGAAACACCCCAGUGCACAUCGCGGCGCAAUCACCAUCCCUCGAAAUUCUUCGCUACUUCCUCUUGCAAGGCGCAUCGGUGCAUCUCCGCAACAGCGCAGGACGAACACCGCUGUUCCUAGCAGCCAGUGCAAGUCUAACAGACCAUGUUGUGCUCCUUCGCAAAUCCGGUGCUCAUCUGCAUGCGGAUGAGAGAGCGGUAGCAGAGAUGCAGGCGCGCCGACGACCGGGUAUAUGGGCUUUGGCUGGAGUUGGUGCGAGGACUAUGAAGGAACGAGAUGAACUUGACAGUCGUGAGAGUCUGGAAGAUAAUGAGCAUUCUAGUAGUAACGCUGGGUGGAAUAGGAAUGUGCAGGCCAUGGCGGGUUCGGCGCCGGCUUGA